Molecule: messenger RNA, 1699 nt
Organism: Panicum virgatum (switchgrass)
Lineage: Eukaryota; Viridiplantae; Streptophyta; Magnoliopsida; Poales; Poaceae
Product: GDSL esterase/lipase At2g23540-like
Exons: 3
Coding region: 340-1470 (376 amino acids)
Molecular function (GO): hydrolase activity, acting on ester bonds
Source: RefSeq, a predicted model, not a curated record
CACUCCCCGAGUCUCAUGUCUCUGACUCUCCUCCCCAUAUCAACAAGCAUAUGAUGCCACGGCCGAUCGAUCGAGAACAUUUCCUCCAUUAUAUUGUCCGGCGAUCGAUCGAGUUUUUCAUUCUCUCCUCGUUCCUUGGAGAUCUUGAGCUGAUAAGCCAGCCAGGGUGCCCUCAUCCGAUCAAUUACUUCCAUUCCAUCGUUGGCCACGCCCCUGCUUCCUCCCGUACCUUGCCUGCAACGAUCGUCGAUCGAGUUAUAUAUGUUGUUGAUGCUGUGUUGUGCAGCAGCUCAGUGCUAGCUUGCUCUGACUGACUGCAACCAGCACAAGUCCAGAAGCAUGGGUUGCAGGGCGGCGGCAAUGGCCAUCGUCGUGGCGGCGGCGCUCUGCGCGGCGGCGGCGCUGGCGAGAGACUUAGGGGAGGUGGUGGACGAGUUCGGUGGCGGCGCGUCCUUCAUCUUCGGGGACUCGCUGGUGGACGCCGGGAACAACAACUACAUCCCGUCGCUGUCCAAGGCCAACAUGACCCCCAACGGCAUCGACUUCGCGGCGUCGGGCGGCAUGCCCACGGGGCGGUUCACCAACGGCCGGACCAUCGCCGACAUCAUCGGCGAGAUGCUGGGGCAGGCGGACUACUCGCCGCCGUUCCUGGCCCCCAACACCAGCGGCGGCGCGAUCCUGAACGGCGUCAACUACGCGUCGGGGGGCGCGGGGAUACUGAACGCGACGGGCAAGAUCUUCGUCAACAGGAUCGGCAUGGACCUGCAGGUGGACUACUUCAACGCGACGAAGCGGCAGCUGGACGAGCUGCUGGGCGGGGACAGGGCCAAGGAGUUCCUGCGAAAAAAGGCCAUCUUCUCCGUCACCGUCGGCUCCAACGACUUCCUCAACAACUACCUGAUGCCGGUCCUCUCCACGGGCACGCGCAUCUCCGAGUCGCCCGACAGCUUCAUCAACGACCUCAUCUUCCACCUGCGGGACCAGCUCACGAGGCUGUACUCGCUGGACGCCCGCAAGUUCGUGGUGGCGAACGUGGGCCCGCUGGGGUGCAUCCCGUACCAGAAGACGAUCAACCGGGUGGGCGAGGACGAGUGCGUGAAGCUGCCCAACCAGCUCGCCGCUCAGUACAAUGGCAGGCUCCGGGAGCUGCUGAUCGAGCUCAACGGGAACCUCCCCGGCGCCAGGUUCUGCCUCGCCAACGUCUACGACCUCGUCAUGGAGCUCAUCACCAACUACCCCAACUACGGGUUUGAGACGGCGAGCGUGGCGUGCUGCGGCAACGGCGGGUCCUACGACGGCCUGGUGCCGUGCGGGCCGACGACGAGCAUGUGCGACGCCCGGGACAAGCACGUGUUCUGGGACCCCUACCACCCAUGCGAGGCCGCCAACGUGCUGCUCGCCAAGUACAUCGUCGACGGCGAUAGCAAGUACAUCUCGCCCAUGAAUCUCAGGAAGCUCUUCUCCCUCUAGCUUGGGUUUCCCGGCCCAUCAAGCUGGCCGUCCACGUCAAGCUUCCCUUCCACCAUUCCCGCCUGCAUCUGUAUCAUCUGGGACAAGUGCUCAACUAAUCUUUUGCCAUGUAAUUUUCAGACUUCAGAGUGUGCGUGUGUGUAAUUUUGUAAGCCAGUUCCUCGCUCAUUGCAGAUACGAUUUUUUCUUUCAUUUUAUAAAAAAACAUUGAGACUCAUUAUUGGGGACA